CCAUGAGGUAAAGUGCAAUUUUUAGCAAUUACACAAAUUGAUAAGAGGGAAGUAUCACAAAAUUAUGAUCAAACUGGAACAAAUAUUCUUCAUAUUGCAACUUUAUUUUUCUUUUUUUCUCUUUUUCUUAUCCUUGUUCUUAAAGAUACAGCUUUAUUAAAAAACUAGUUGAACAAAGAAUAAAGUGGGACAAAAAUCUGCUUUUUUGUUUUUUUAAUUUGUUCUUUUUUAUAUGAAAUUGAAGUCACUGAUAAACCUAUUUUAUUCCCUCUGUUCUCUUUACAACAAAUUCGUCCGGAGAAUUUUGAACAAACAUAAUCCAGAUCAUGACAAUAAUGUGUCUGAUCACUGAUAAGAUGCUUUUCUAUGUAAGCAGAAUAAACCAAAAAAUAUAUAUAUGUGAUAGUGGGGCUUCCUUCAUUUCACUCAUCAAACAUAAAUGGGGUUUGGAUUUUCUUUUUUCCGUAUCUUAUUAGCUUAUUUGCUUAAAUACGAUUAUUUUAGAGUCUCACUUUUUAAGUUAUAAUCUUGAAUUUAUUAACUUGCAACAAAUAAUUGAGAAAUAAAUUUGUGUAUGAAGAUUAAAUAUUGAAUUUAUUCGAACAGAAUAAGAAUUUUUUCUUUCAAAAAAGGGUUAAAAGAAGACGUAUGCACUGUACCAUCAAGAAUAAGUCAACAAACUUAAAGGUUUCAGAAACCAUGAAAAUGAAGCAACAUAAAGUAAUAAAUUGGUUUUAAAAUUAUGGCAUUAAGUGGCGACUCCAGAAAAUUUUUUUAGGGUGUUUCUUAGACAAUUUAAUAAAAAAAAAAAAAGAAAUUCAUAUAUUAACACCAACAACAACCAAAAAACACAAAUUCAUAUUUGAAUGAAGAUUUUCUAAGUUAAUACAAAUCCGCUUAGAAGAUGAAGAUGAAUCUUUCACAAAAAAUAAAUCUUAGGUACAUGGUUUUUUUAUCAAAUAUUUGUCAAUAAUAACUAGCAAAAUAAUAAACAAUAAAUUAUAAAUCCAUUUGAAAUAUUAAUAAAAUUAUUAAUUAUUUUUAUUUAAUUGUUUAAUUAUUUUUCUUCACUAACCACUAGCAAUCUAGCACACACCUCACUAUUUAAUUGAUUUUGCACAAUGUAAAGAAUACAAAUACACUGCAUCAUCCUCCUAAUUCAACCCACCGUCUAACAUAGUUCAUUUUUUAUUUUUUUAUUUUUGUCUUUUAAUAAUGUGUUGUAUUGGGUGUUGCUUUUAAGUGGACCAGGACCACUACCUCAAUCCAAUGCCACGGCCCCACUCCCAUCCCCCACACAAGAGACAAUACCCAAUCAAUAGUUAACAGAAAUGCACAAUUACAUAUUUAAAUAUAUACACUUACACAAAAAGCCAAUUUAGCCAAAAGAGAACUAGAGGAAAGCGUAAGUCUAGGUCAGAGCAAAGAAAAAGAGAGAUUUCAAAAGGCAAAAAAAGAGUCACAAGGACAAGGCAGAGCAGAGAUGAGAUAAAAGAACAAGAGAGAGAGAACACCGCUCUCAGUGAGGCUCAGAGCAGAGAUGAGAUAAAGAAAAAGAGAGAGAGCUGAAAUACCUUGAUGUUGCCUGAGGUUCUUAUCCCGAUCUCGCCGUCACGGUGUCGCCAAUCUCCGAUCUGGGCAAGGGAAUCUCUGAUCUCGCUGUCGACUGCUCUGGGUGUGGCUGUUGCAGCGUUGCUAAGUCGCUUUUGCAGAGGACCUGAGGUUUCCGUUGCCGUUGGUUGUUGUCGUUGAGCUGUUCUGCAUGCCGCAUGCGGUUGGGUAUGUGAGUGGAGAUCAAUAUUAUGAAGCAAAAGCUAGCAUAAAUGUGUGGGCACCUCGUGUGGCUAAUCAAUAUGAAUUCAGUUUGUCUCAAAUGUGGGUCAUCUCUGGUUCAUUUGGCGAUGACCUUAACACCAUUGAAGCUGGUUGGCAGUUUAGCCCAGAGCUGUACGGGGACAACUAUCCUAGGUUCUUUACUUAUUGGACUACUGAUGAUUAUCAAGCAACGGGGUGUUACAAUUUAUUAUGCUCCGGCUUUGUUCAGACUAACAAUAGAAUUGCAAUUGGGGCUGCAAUCUGUCCCAUUUCCUCAUACAAUGGUGGAUAAUUUGAUAUUAGCUUAUUGGUUUGGAAGGUAAAUUAAACUUCACCGCAAAAUAUAUAUAUAUAUAUAUAUAUAUAUAUAUAUAAACCUAGAUUUGGUUGCCAAAAUCAAUUUUUUAUUUCUUUGUUUCAGCGCUUUUUUUUUUUUUUUUUUUGCUCAUGAGAAAACAAUCAAACACAAAAGGAAUGGCAUGAAUAGGUUGUACGUUAGUUUUAAAAUAAAAAUAGGAUAAAUAAAAUGGAAAUAGAUAUAGCAACUUUUGUUUUUAAUUUUAUGUUUUUCAUAGUUGAGGUCAUGGCCGGUUUGGCCAUUAUUUGUUUUAAGGUAAAACUUGCAAUGAUAUGGCCUACAUACGACAAAUCAAGAAGAGUCUAAAGAGAAUUUGGUGUGUAGAAUGACAAAGCAUCCACGGCCUUGGAUCUCUAGGCCCCACCAAAAUAUAAAAAUAUUUAAUGAUAGAUUUGCGUUGGACCAUUUGAUCUAAGUACUUUCCUAGCCCAAAAAAGUCCUUAGGUUUGAUAGUCAAUCACCUCUAGUACAGAUUUUUGCCUCUAAUAGAUUACGAAUUGUUUUCCUUUUCUUUUUAUUAUUCAAGUGAAAUGGCAAUUCGAGUUCUUUUUCUUCAACUGGCUUGCGUCACCAUCACCACCACCACCACUACCAACUUCACCUCCUCCCAUACCUCCACCUCCACCAUUGCCUUCAAUGCUAAAAUAGGACUAGUUGAGACAUAAACCAACCAUGCUGAUGAGAGAAAAUCAUGGAAGUUAGAAGUGGUACAUAGAGAUAGGAUUCACCCUAGUAGUUUUUAACAGCGUAUGAAACGCAAUGUCAAAAGGGUGGCAAAUCUUAUCCACCAAUUAGAUGAACAUGGAGUUUACUAUCCUGAGGUGGAACAUUUUAAGGAAGUUGUAAGUUCAGACUUGGGGAGUGGAGAGUCUUUCAUUCCAAUAGGGCUUGGUACACCUCCAACGCCUCAAUAUUUAGUUAUAAACACUGGA
Quercus robur (English oak) is the source of this 3105-nucleotide messenger RNA. RefSeq lists its product as uncharacterized. NCBI's taxonomy places the organism in Eukaryota, Viridiplantae, Streptophyta, Magnoliopsida, Fagales, Fagaceae. The coding region runs from base 1763 to 2107 and encodes 114 amino acids. The transcript is spliced from 4 exons. The record is from RefSeq and is a predicted model, not a curated record.